This is a messenger RNA of Cornus florida, 639 nucleotides long. Its product is annotated as aspartic proteinase 36-like. Gene Ontology annotation, molecular function: aspartic-type endopeptidase activity. Bases 1 to 639 code for a protein of 212 amino acids. The record is from RefSeq and is a predicted model, not a curated record. Lineage: Eukaryota; Viridiplantae; Streptophyta; Magnoliopsida; Cornales; Cornaceae. The transcript has 3 exons. Gene Ontology annotation, biological process: proteolysis.
AUGGCUGGUUCGCAUCCCUUCGCCGGAAUUUUUAUUUUCUUGGCGUUUUCCGCCUUGGUGCUGCCCAAGGCGGUGGUGCUCUGUGAAUUUCCGGCGACUCUGACUCUCUCAAGAGCUUUUCCGGCUAAUCAGAGAGUCGAAGAACUGAGUCAACUCAGAGCUCGUGACAUGUUAAGGCACGGUCGAAUUUUGCAGUCUUCAGGUCGUAUCGCGGAAUUCUCCCUCCUGGGCACCUACAGUCCCUUCCUUGUUGGGCUUUAUUACACAAAAGUUCAAUUGGGAUCUCCUCCAAAAGAAUUCCAUGUUCAGAUUGACACUGGAAGUGAUGCCUUGUGGGUCAACUGCAAUGCCUGCAACAGUUGCCCCAUAUCUAGUGGACUCAAAAUUCCAAUCAAUUCCUUCAACCCUUCAAGCUCGUCUACAGCAUCAGUAAUCUCCUGUUUUGACAAAAGAUGUGCUCUUGGAGCUCAAUCCUCAGACGCUGGCUGUUCUAAGAAAAAGGAUCGGUGCAAUUACUCAUUCCAGUUUGGAGAUGGCAGUGGGACAUUGGGUUAUUAUGUAUCAGAUGAGCUGCAUUUCAACACAGUUGCUGGGAAUUCUUCGACUUCAAAUUCUUCGACUUCCAUUCUCUUUGGGUGA